AUGUCGAAGCCUCUCACUGGAUUCGCGGUCAAGAAGGCGCUUGAUGUAUCGCCCAGCUCACUGACCCCGAUUGAAAACAGAUACGACUACCUCUUCAAGCUCCUGCUGAUCGGAGACUCUGGAGUGGGAAAGUCUUGCUUGCUUCUUCGAUUCGCCGACGACACGUACACGGAGAGCUACAUUUCGACCAUCGGUGUCGAUUUCAAGAUCAGAACUAUCGAGCUCGAUGGCAAGACUGUGAAGUUGCAGAUUUGGGAUACCGCAGGACAAGAGCGCUUCCGCACCAUCACAUCCUCCUACUACCGCGGUGCCCACGGCAUCUGCGUCGUCUACGAUGUCACAGACAUGGACUCCUUCAACAACGUCAAGCAGUGGCUGCAGGAGAUCGACCGCUACGCCACAGAGGGUGUGAACAAGCUUCUCGUGGGCAACAAGAGCGAUAUGGCGGACAAGAAGGUGGUUGAGUACACCGUGGCCAAGGAAUUUGCGGACAGCCUAGGCAUCCCAUUCCUCGAGACCUCGGCCAAGAACGCUAGUAACGUCGAGCAAGCUUUCCUGACCAUGGCUCGCCAAAUCAAGGAGCGCAUGGGCAACACUACCGUCAACAACAAGCCCACCGUACAAGUCGGCCAAGGUCAAGGCGUGCAGUCCGGUAGCGCAGGCGGCUGCUGUUAA
Messenger RNA from Recurvomyces mirabilis, 675 nucleotides. It is a transcript of the gene ypt1, whose product is annotated as ras GTPase. The record is from RefSeq and is a predicted model, not a curated record. Gene Ontology annotation, molecular function: GTPase activity; GTP binding. The coding region runs from base 1 to 675 and encodes 224 amino acids. Gene Ontology annotation, biological process: vesicle-mediated transport. The transcript is spliced from 3 exons. Lineage: Eukaryota; Fungi; Ascomycota; Dothideomycetes; Mycosphaerellales; Teratosphaeriaceae.